Messenger RNA from Pipistrellus nathusii (Nathusius's pipistrelle), 303 nucleotides. The record is from the annotation of a GenBank genome assembly. NCBI's taxonomy places the organism in Eukaryota, Metazoa, Chordata, Mammalia, Chiroptera, Vespertilionidae.
AUGUAUCUUAUUUUUGUAAAUCAGGCAAAAAUCUCAGCCUUCCCGGUGGCACCCAGUGCUGCUCAGCAGGGUUUUUUGCUUUUGUGUGUGGGGUUUUGUGUUUUUUUUUUUUUGUUUUUUUUUUUUAAGAAAGCGGCAUGCGUAGCCGUUUCCACGUCCUCGCUUCUGUGUAAGCUCCACUGGAGUCAGAAGCUGCCCGUUCUCCCGGGGCCCCAGCCACUCCUGUCUCUGCAGGCCGAGCCGCCGGUUCUGCAGGACGGAGGUCAGAAUAAACAAGUGGCCCCGCGCGGAGCGGCAGCCUGA